Molecule: messenger RNA, 1316 nt
Organism: Lotus japonicus
Lineage: Eukaryota; Viridiplantae; Streptophyta; Magnoliopsida; Fabales; Fabaceae
Product: LOB domain-containing protein 39-like
Exons: 2
Coding region: 330-1043 (237 amino acids)
Biological process (GO): regulation of gene expression
Source: RefSeq, a predicted model, not a curated record
CGCUCACGCCCAACACCUUGGAAUCUCACCCUUCCAUACACACACUCACUCACUUCCCACUACCAACACUCCCUCCCAAGUCCCAAUUAACCUAACCCUAGUUAAUUCCUAACCCCACCACCACCACCACCACCACCACCCUCUCAACUCUUCUUUUUCCUCUUUAUUUAAACCCCCAUCUGCACCUGCAAUCAAGUUCCAUUCUCCUUCCUUCUAUCUCAUUCCCUCAAUCAUCCAUCACUUCUUCCCAUUCUCCUUCCUUCCAUUUUCAUGCGAGGGCAAUUUCGUAACAAAAUAUUCCAACAACACAAACGCUGUCGUUUUUAAGCAUGAGUUGCAACGGUUGCCGAGUCCUCCGUAAGGGUUGCAGCGAGUCAUGCAUCUUGCGCCCUUGCCUGCAGUGGAUCGACACCGCCGAAGCACAAGGCCACGCCACCGUCUUCGUCGCCAAAUUCUUCGGCCGCGCCGACCUCAUGUCCUUCAUUUCCAACGUCCCUCAACCACAAAGACCAUCUCUGUUUCAAUCUCUGUUGUUUGAAGCGUGCGGACGAACUGUUAACCCUGUGAACGGCGCCGUUGGUCUUCUCUGGACCGGAAACUGGCACGUGUGCCAGGCCGCGGUUGAGACGGUUCUCCGUGGCGGCACACUCAAACCGUUGCCGGAGCUUCUAGGCCUGGACGCUCCCUCUCACGUUCCCACCGCCGCCGAUGACGCGUCCGAAGGGGAAGUCACAUAUGACACGUGGAGGAUCCGAGAUCCGAACCCGAAUGCUCGGUUAACAAACUCGCGGUCUUCUGCCGGUAAACGCCAGCGGCCGGAGGAGCUCGCGAAGCUUCAGACGACGACUGAUCUCAAUCUCCGGUUGACGCCGGGUUUCCUGCAGAACGUGUCGUCAUACGGUUGCAAAAGGGAAGCUCGCCGGCCGGGAUCGCCGUCGAUGAACUCGGAGGAGUCCGUGACGACGACGGCGUGCUUGGGAAGCGGGAUCGGAGACCACUGUUCUCGCGACGAGGAUCGGAAAGUGCUGAAGCUUUUCGUUUGAUCGAGGGUUUCUCUUUCUUUUUGAGAGAUUCGUCCAAACAAGGACUAAGGAGUAACGCGCGCGCGCGUGUAUUAAGUUUUUUGAACGCUUGAUUUUCCCGGAAUUAAAAUCCGGUGAGAUUUUGUCUAACACCGACACAGGAUUUUCCUCUGUUGUUAUUUGCAGACAUGGAGAGAAAGAUGAGCGUUUCGUCGGUGAUUAUUUUUCUUUUCCUAAAUCUAUCAAACAUGUUAUGAUGGUGUGACAUGGAUAUUAAAUAAUUUAUUAUAUUAA